Oryza brachyantha (malo sina) is the source of this 1940-nucleotide messenger RNA. RefSeq names its product transcription factor MYB28-like. The record is from RefSeq and is a predicted model, not a curated record. The transcript has 8 exons. Bases 65 to 1693 code for a protein of 542 amino acids. Gene Ontology annotation, biological process: regulation of DNA-templated transcription. Gene Ontology annotation, molecular function: DNA-binding transcription factor activity, RNA polymerase II-specific; RNA polymerase II cis-regulatory region sequence-specific DNA binding. NCBI's taxonomy places the organism in Eukaryota, Viridiplantae, Streptophyta, Magnoliopsida, Poales, Poaceae. Gene Ontology annotation, cellular component: nucleus.
UUCCACCCCCAAAACCCUCCUCCUCUCCGGUGGGCAGCAUCCCAUCCGCCCGCCCGCCGCCGCCAUGCAGCUGACCGAGGAUGGCAAGGAGAUGAAGGCUGUCCAUUCAGCAGAUCAAUCCAGCAUGGCUGAUGGGGUUGCUGAGGAUGUGGGUGAUACAGUAAAGGCUACUGACAAGCAUUUCCAAGAAGAGGAAUUAGGAAAGAUAGCUGGCUGGUAUUGCAAGACACGUUUCCAAAGCACCAAGGACAAGUGCAGUGUUGAAAAAUCUGAAAAAACCAGACGUCGAUGGUCAACAGAGGAAAAUGACAUACUUAUUCAAAUGGUAAACAGAUAUGGACAGAAGAACUGGGAAACUGUUGCGCGCACUAUACCUGGUCGAAAUGUACAACAAUGCAAAGCAAGGUGGAGUUUCACUCUAGACCCUGCAAUAAACAAACAGGCGUGGUCGCAAGAGGAGGAGCUAAAAUUGAUUCGUGCCCAACAAACUUAUGGAAAUAAGUGGCAAAGAAUGGUUGAACAUUUCCCAGGGAGGACAAGUUAUGCAAUCAAAGAACACUGGAGAGGUCCUCUGAAAAGAAAAUUGAAUUCAUAUUUAGCUUCAGGAUUGCUCAAAAAGUUUUCUGGUUUGCCUGAAAAUCUAUUAGUUACACAGAAUAGUGACUCAGAAAUUCUCCAGCAAUGUGAUGGUUCAUUUGGUGAGAAUCAACUGAUAUCAGAUUUACAGGCAAGCUUGAAACCUAAACAAGGAUUACUCAAAAAGUCUCCUGGUCUUCCUAAAAAUCUAUCAGUUUCACAGAAUAGUGACACAGAUAUUCCUCAGGAGUGUGAUGCUUCUUCUGAUGAGAAUCAACUGUUAUCAGAUUUUCGAGCAAGUUUAAAAUCUAGACAAGGAUUGCUCGAAAAGUUUCCUGGUGGAAAUCAAUCAGUUUCACCGGAUAGUCACUCAAAUAUUCUUCAGCGUUGUGAUGGUUCAUCUGAUGAGAAUCAGUUGUUAUCAGAUUUACGAACAAGCUUAAAAUCUAAAGAAGGAUUGCUCAAAAAGUUUCCUGGUCUACCUGAAAAUCUGUCAGUUCCACAGAAUAAUGACUUAGAUGUUGUCCAGCAGUUUGAUGGUUUAUCUGAUGAGAAUCAACUAUUAUCAGAUUUACGAGCAAGGUUAAAAUCUAAACGUGCAACAAGCUCAAAAUCCAAGACAAGCUCAAAAUCUAAACAACGCACAAGCUCAAAAUCUAAACGAGGGUUCAUAGAACUAUGUGAAAAUACUGGUACAUCAGAAGGAGAAAGUUCUCAGUUCCUGUGUAAAAAAAGACAUGAUCCUCAUCCAGUUGAAGUUUCUCAGAGGAUAAGGGAUAGAUUGAAUGAGCGUAAAAAGGCUAGGAAGAGGCUGGCUUUUCUGUCAAGCCCAGUGGAGCUCAAAGUGUGUGCUAUUUCAAAAUCUGAAAGGCCCCUGCAGAAAAGUAAACAAAUGAGUCCAGAAGUCAUCAUUUCUCCAGAAGUUCCAUCAGAAUGUGAAAAGAUAGUCAAAUCGAAACCACCACUGGCUGAUUUUAACCAAGCUAAGAAUAUUUGUUCUUUGGAGAUCUCAGAUCUCCUAGACAUGUCAUACUGUGAUGGUUUGAUGAUCAUUCCUCCUACAGGUUAUUCAAACGAUGAUGACUUCAUGCAAAGUGAAAGCAGAAUGGACAAGUAGCUAGAACCGUGCAGGUAUUACACUUGCAAUCCAUUGUAAAAACAAGAAACCCACCAUGAAACCAACCUGCUGCUUUGCAUCUUUUGAUGAACUUAAGAGUUCUUGUCUAAUUAUCUUUGCAUUAGAUUAAGAACCUAUCUCAAAAACAGCUACCAAUGUUAUGUUAGCACAUGUAUUCCAGGCGUUGCUUUUGUGCCUCCACAGGUACAAUAUAUGAGCAUCUAAUACUGAGUCAAACGUACGUGCA